Chelmon rostratus (copperband butterflyfish) is the source of this 1796-nucleotide messenger RNA. RefSeq names its product core-binding factor subunit beta (gene cbfb). The transcript has 7 exons. The coding region runs from base 342 to 866 and encodes 174 amino acids. Lineage: Eukaryota; Metazoa; Chordata; Actinopteri; Chaetodontiformes; Chaetodontidae. Gene Ontology annotation, cellular component: nucleus; core-binding factor complex. Gene Ontology annotation, molecular function: sequence-specific DNA binding; transcription coactivator activity. Gene Ontology annotation, biological process: regulation of transcription by RNA polymerase II. The record is from RefSeq and is a predicted model, not a curated record.
GAGGCAGUGAGGGAGAGAGAGAGAGGGAGGGAGAGAGAGCGCCACACGGUCAAAUUGAGCUUUAUCUACCGCGCUGGGUCACUUAAUAAGAGCCAUUUGGAGCCAGAGGCGACGCGGAGCGCGCAGGAGCCGCAGAUCAUCAGAGUGAGAGCGGCAACCAGGAUCACAGAGCACAUUGCUCCACACAGGCGAGAGAGAGAAAAAAAAAAAGCCCACACAGACACGGAAGAGAAGUGAGUGAAAGAGAGGCAGAGUGAGGCACGGACGGCCAGACGCACGCAGCUCAACUUUUCUAAAGGGCGACCAAGUGAGUCUCGACAGGCCGGAAAGCGCUGGUGAAGAUGCCGAGGGUAGUCCCGGACCAGAGGAGCAAGUUUGACAAUGAGGAGUUUUUCCGCAAGUUGGGCAGGGAGUGUGAGAUUAAAUACACUGGGUUCAGGGACCGGCCCCACGAGGAGAGACAAGCUCGCUUCCAGAACGCCUGCAGGGACGGACGGUCAGAAGUAGCCUUUGUUGCUACAGGUACCAACCUCUCUCUGCAGUUCUUUCCAGCCAACCUGCACGGAGAUCAGAGGCAGGUUCCCACCAGGGAGUAUGUCGACUUUGAGAGAGAGACAGGAAAGGUCCAUCUAAAGGCUCCUAUGAUCUUGAAUGGGGUGUGUGUGAUCUGGAGAGGCUGGAUCGACCUACAGAGGCUGGAUGGGAUGGGAUACCUGGAGUACGAUGAGGAGAGGGCGCAGCAUGAGGAUGCUUUGGCCCAGGCAGCGUUUGAAGAGGCUCGACGCAGAACCAGAGACUUUGAAGACAGAGAUCGGUCACACAGAGAGGAUCUAGAGGACCCUGUGGUUUCUAAAAUCUGGGACUGAUGACACACAGACAGACAGCCAGCAGAAAAGAACAGGUCCAGACGACAGCAGGACCCCAGCCCUGGCUCAAACAUGGCCAACGCUGACGUGGAACACAAGAUGCGCUGAGGAGGAUGUGGAUGUAGUGGAAGGAGGAAGAGGAGAAACCCAGUGCUAAAUGUCCAUUCACUUUCAAUGCAAUCAGCUGAAACUCAAUGUCAACUGAAACUGCAAUUGUAGAGCAAUUGUUCACCAGUAUUUCCUGACAGGUUUGAUAUGAUCAUUUUUACACGCCAAACAUUUUUGAGAUGAUUAAAUGUAGAAAACAAUAAACUUCUUGGAAACUGAUUGAAUUGAAAGUGAAGCAAGCCCUAGAAAAGAAGGAUUAAAAAGAAUAAGGACACAACAGACCUGGGCAAAAAGUAGUUGAACAUAUUUAAAUACAGAGGAAGGAACAUGAGCAGUUGAUUGAGCAUUUUAUUGCAAAUGUGACACAUCAGAGUUGAAGUGGUUUCUUGAAUCAAAUGAGUGCUUUAGGUUUAUAAAGUAGAUAUCAAGUCAUUCAAAACCUUUUUUUGUCCAGGUCUUAAGGGAUUUGAUGGAUUUGAGUAGUUUGAAAUACCAAAAGUAUAUUUUCUGUCCAUGUUGAAAAUAGAGGUGUUAUUAAGGAGGGAAAGGGGAGGACAGACAGAAGCUAGAAGGAGCAGAUAGAGGAGAGCUUUGUUUGGUUCAGGGUCACGGUCAGGACUCAUUGGUCAGGACUUCCAGGAGAGCAUGCAUAAAAAGUGAGGAGAUGACAUUUUGUGGGGAAAAAAGAGAGAAAAGAUUCUGCAUUGUUCAGUGUUGUGCAACACUUCGCAUUUGUGAACAUGCCUUUGUUAACCCCCACUAUGCCCAGCUCACUUCCUGAAACCUGCUGUUUUCUUAGACCAAAGUUCACUUUGCUGGAAA